This is a messenger RNA of Lytechinus pictus (painted urchin), 4231 nucleotides long. Its product is annotated as large ribosomal subunit protein bL9m-like. Bases 181 to 909 code for a protein of 242 amino acids. The transcript is spliced from 8 exons. NCBI's taxonomy places the organism in Eukaryota, Metazoa, Echinodermata, Echinoidea, Temnopleuroida, Toxopneustidae. Gene Ontology annotation, cellular component: mitochondrion; ribosome. Gene Ontology annotation, biological process: translation. The record is from RefSeq and is a predicted model, not a curated record. Gene Ontology annotation, molecular function: structural constituent of ribosome.
AGUGUCUUUGAUAUGAAAAUAAAUCGCACGCCCUCUUUAGCUAAUUAGACGAAAAAUUUGGGAGAUGGAAGGCAAGCGAUGUCCGUAUUUUGUCAACGAGAUGAAAAAUCAACGCUUAAAUGACGCUAUUUGAGGGAUAUUCAUCAUACUAGGGGGAAUUGACUUCACAUUGUUCGUGUCAUGUUUUCUUCAAUCUGUCAGUCAUUAUUGACUCGAUCCAGUCAGUUUAUGGUGUCUGGUUUUAGGGGCACAGCAGCAAUACAAUGGCAGCAACUAAGAACUGUAGUUAUAGUGCGCCGUCUUUUUCCACCACCUAUUCCUAAACUUGGUAAGAAAUACACCAGACCGAAGAAGAGCCAUAAGGUUUACAUCUUAGAAGAGGAUACAACACAUCGACCAAGGCAAAAGCUUAAACUUAUUCUCAAAGAUGAUGUACCAAAGCUAGGUAACCGAGGAGAAGUGGUAAUGGUUGACAAGAGAAUAGGUAGAAACAAAUUAAUACCAUCAGGUGCUGCAGUCUAUGCUUCCCCAGAAAACAUUCAAGAAUUUGCAAUGACAAUGAAGAAAGAGAAGGAAGAGUCAACAGAUGAAGGAAGAUUAUCUCCAAUGGCAAUGAAGACAAUCAAGCACCUACAGAAGAACAUGUUAGAAGUUAGAAUGCAUGCAGACCCUGAAUGGACAGAAGUUACUAAGGAUCAUGUGAUUCAUGCCUUCAGACAUAGGCUUGGUGUUGUUGUGGCUGAACAUGCUCUGAAACUCCCAGAUGAAACCAUAACCAAAUGUGGCACAUAUCCAUUGGAAGUUACUAUCAAUGGCAUUGAAACAGUUCACAUGGAGAUGGAGGUUAUCAACUUCUUGCCAAAGAGGAGAAGAACUCAAGAAUCAGAGGGGAGUCAAGAAGAUGCAUGAUAUUGAAUCAAGAAAAAAAACAUUGUCCUUGAAUCUGUGUUAACCAUAUGCAAUCAUUAUACCUGACAAAGAUCCUUGUUUGGGAAAGCCAUAUCCUUUUAUAUCCCUUGCUUCUCUCUUGGUCAGGGAUAAGACCAAAUAGCCUUCAAGCAAGCUAUAAAAUACCUGUUAAAUGACCCUGAUUAACACACAGCCUCAACCACAGCUAGGGGCCACACAUGAGAAAUUACAUUAGAGAGGCUCUUCUGCCAGCUUGUACAUGUAUGCCCUCAUUUCUAUUCCCCUAUUUUCCUUUUUUCCAAAGUAGAUUCAUUUUUUGUUCGAAAUUACAAACGGGCGAGCAUUGAAUUGCUUAAUACAAAUAUGUUUUUGAAAUUCUUGUUAAAACUAGAAGAAAUUAAAUUCACUCAGAAUGAUCUACCACAGCCUGAAAUCUGUGACAUGCUCUUACCGUACAUAACAGUUAUUGUUGUCAUUAAGCCCUGGUGGGUGUUUCAUAAAUCUGUUCGAAAGUUAAGAGUGACUUUAAGAAUGACUAGUGAACCUUUCUUAUGUGCUAAAUAAUCCCCAAUAAGCACAUAAUGGUGAACAUCAUUUACCACAAGAAAGGAUCACCAGUCGUUCUUAAAGUGGCUCUUAACUUACGAACAGCUUUAUGAAAUGGCCCCUAGGCUUGAUCCUGAGGCUGGCCAUGCGGGAAUAGGAAGUUAUUUAACAGGGGGAUAUGGUUGAGACUUCUGAUUCUCUUAUGUGGCAAGUUUUUAAAUAGGGAAUAAUUAUAACAGGGAUUGGAGUUUGGUGGCAUGGGUUUCUAUAAAAGAAGCAUUAUUUGAUGUGUUAAAUCAUGUUUCCCCUGUACUUGUGAGAGCAUCAUGAAUUCAAUCGAUGGUCUUCUUGGCAUAAAAUACAUCUUCCAUGUAAAUGUGGAAAGAGAUUCAAGAAUUACAAAAUGUGUGUAUAGUCUCCUAACUAAUGUUGAAAGAUGUUGUAUGGAGAAAGUUGAGGCUGUAAUCAUAUGGUCCUUGAAGUGUUUUAUAAAGCUGUUUAGAAUUUGCAAAUUUUAUUCAGGACUUAUGAGUUCUCAACCACUUUGAUUUCCAUCAACCGAAAUUGAAAUCAAGUCUUGGUAUUUUUACUCACAAUUACACUUUUGAAAUUAGAGUAUGAUGCAUUAUAUAUUGAAAUAAGGCAUUAAGGAUGCCAUUUUCAGGCAAUAAUAUGAAUUUCUAAUUUUUCAAUAUAUUUUCUUCCAAGGAAAGCACCAAUUUUUGUGUACAAAUAGCAGCAUUCUAGAUUGUCCUCCUGUUCAUCAUUCUAAAGCCGGGUUGACACUUGUACACAUUGUGGUUCCCGCAUUUUGUGCACAGGAUGCACUCACGGGUGCCAAUGCAGGGACUAUGCUUGCCUACUUGCAAUAAGGUGUGGGAGGUGCAUGGCAGUCAGUGUGUGCCAAAAUUUUCAACAUGUUGAAAAUGGGUUACGUUCGUUAUUCCAAAGGUUAGUUAAUCCAAAAACGAAAUAAGCUUUGUUAGUCCAAAAUGAAAUAAGGUUCGUUCAUGAGACUUAUUAUUUUAUAUUUGAUUUGAUACAAGACAAUAAACCAAGAAAAACAUGUUAUGAAAGAAAAAAAAUCUACUUGGUCCCAUGUAGCUCGACCCUUCCGUCCACUAUCUGAAGAGGGGAGGAAAAAUGCUGUGAUGUAAACAGGCACAUUUAGGGACCAGGUCCGUUCAUGAAGCUAAUCCACUUAAUCCUCGUCAAGGUUGCAACUGGGCUCGGGCCGGCCCCGGGCCACCGAGUUUUAGAUGUAACAGGGUCUAAUUGCCCUUUUUGGCUAUCCCCCCACCCCCCAACAAAAAUAUGUUCCAUUGUCCCUGCCUUUCCCAUCCUCAAAACAAUUGAACAGCAAUGGUGUUUCCACCUCGGCUUCGCCACAGAUUAUUUCAUUUAUCGGAUUAACGAACCUUACUUCAUUUUUGGAUUAACGAACCUUCGGAAUAAAGAACCUUAUUUCAUUUUUGGACUUACGAACCUUAAGAAUAAUGCCACAAAUGUUUGGAUUAACGAAACCCUUUUUCACACCAGAACAUUUGAAUGUUUAAAUUUGCGCUAGAUACAUUACAGAAUACGGUGUCGAGAAUAUUUGCUGAAAGCAUGUCUGGACAGUGGGGGAACAUUGCGUGAAUUAUGUGCAAGCAACUAUGUCGUGAAUGUGUCGGGACAAUGCGUGCACUGAUAAAGGCAAGUCGUGCCACAAAAUGUCCCGUACUGGCACGCAUCAAUGCGGGCACCACAAUGCGUGCAAGUGUCAACCAGGCAUAAGUGACAUUUAUGUAUCAUGAGGGAAAAUGUUUUCUGUUUUUGGAGGGGAAUGGGGGACAAGCAAAUGAUUGUCUUGGAUUCAUUACUGUGUAUCAAAAAUUGAAAAAAUGAAACAGAUAAUUGAAAACAAUCUAUGAUCUACUGCACUUUUUAUUCAUAUGGGAACAGGAAACAUUCAUAUUUGGUUUUGAAAGUAAACAGCAUGGUAUACAGACCACACUACAUUUAGUAAUGAAGAGCAUCCUCCUAGAAAAAUGAAACUGAGUAUCAUUGUUAUAAAUUAAAAGUGAAUGACACAUACAUUAUCUGUUAAGCUUUUUACAUCCUCCUUUUUCAUCUUAUUCAAAUUAUAAUAUACUUUUCUGUUUAGACAAAGUAAAAGUAUCAAAAGUGUAAUUUCCUGGAAAAGUGCAAAAUUUGUAUGUAAUUUAAAUAGACACUGAAGCAUUAUCAGUGUUUUAUCUAUGAAAUUUUGCCUGGAAGGACAAAAAAUCAACGUUUUAUACAAACACAUUAAAACACAAUUAAGGUUAAUUUGUCUUUUUCUUCUUCUUGUCAAAGUUGGGCAGCAUACUUUCUACAUUAUAGAGAGGGUACCAAAAUAUCAGAUGGUAAUUUUUCUAGGGCCAUUUCAUACGACACCUCGUAUUAAAAAUUCCCGGAGGAAUAACAAAGCUACAUUUGUUUAAAAUAGUUUUUUUAACAAUGUUUGAUGCUAUGGCAGGGAGUCAGUGAAAACUAUUUGAUUUUUAUAAAAUCAUUGAAUAUAAGCAUUACUUAACUCUUUCGGUAUUAUAUAUUUCUCUUUGAAAUCAAGAUAUCACUGUACCUUCUCUUCUUCACUCUUGCUCAUAUAUGUGCAAUGAAUUGAUUAGAACUGUGGUUAACCGUUAAGUUCUGAUCAAAGAUCUUCAAAGCAGCACAUUUAUUUCAUUGAAGUUGUACAGUGUAUGUGAAUUUCUUUCCAAAAAAUAAUAAAUUUAACAAGGCAAAAGCAAUU